UCCCCCAUUGUCCGGAUCUUGCCGGGAGUCGUCUUGCGGCUGCAUUGAAUUCUCGCUGUAUUGAAGAUGUUAUACAGUCCCACCACUAUAAAGGAAUGCUUGCAGGAAUGGGAGGCUUUGGAGAAAGACUAUCAACAGGUCCAGGAGACUCACCGCCUGUACCGACAGAAGCUGGAGGAGGUUUCCAAGCUGCAGGACAGCUGCUCGGCUUGCAUCACCAGGCAGAAGAAGAAGCUGAAGGAUCUGUCUGCGUCGCUGGAGCAAUGCAGAGAGACUUUAAGUCCCGAAGAACUAAGUGCAAUAGAAGAUAUCCAGGACCACAUCAGAGAAAGACCAAACGUCUUCUUUGAAAUGGAGGCCUUUCUCCCAAAAAAGAAUGGGUUGUAUCUCAGUCUUGUUCUGGGUAACGUAAAUAUAACUCUGCUCAACAAGCAGGCCAAAUUUGCCUACAAAGACGAAUACGAGAAGUUUAAGCUGUGCCUCACCGUGCUACUUCUGCUAUUCUCCUUCACGUGCCGCUUCGUCGUUACUUACAGGGUGGUGGAUGCACUUUUUAACUUCCUGCUGGUGUGGUAUUACUGCACCCUGACCAUCCGAGAGAGCAUCCUUAUCAGCAACGGCUCCAGAAUCAAGGGCUGGUGGGUGUUUCACCACUACGUGUCGACCUUCCUCUCGGGCGUCAUGCUGACUUGGCCGGAUGGCAGGCUCUACCAGAUGUUCAGGAACCAAUUCCUCACCUACUCUCUGUACCAAAGCUUUGUGCAGUUCCUGCAGUACUACUAUCAGAGCGGGUGUCUCUAUAGACUGCGAGCUUUGGGGGAGAGACACAACAUGGACCUUACAGUCGAGGGAUUUCAGUCCUGGAUGUGGCGAGGCCUGACCUUCCUCCUGCCCUUCCUCUUCUUCGGUCAUUUUUGGCAGCUCUACAAUGGCCUAACUCUCUUCAGGAUGGCCCAGCUCCCAGAGUGUAAAGAGUGGCAGGUGGCCAUGUGUGGAGCCUCCUACCUUGUCUUGUUCAUGGGGAACUUCUUCACUACGCUUGGUGUGGUCUACCACAAAUACAAGCACAAUCGGGGCAAAGCUAAGGAACUCUGAGAUCUUCAAAGAGAGUGAUCUUAAUGUAGAACUGGUUCCCUGCACUUUACCAAUGUACCAAACAUUUUUUUAACCAAAGUUCUUUUUAUAUGUCAGUUUGUCCCCAGAUAUUAACACGUUUGUUGUGUAAACAGAAUACAUUUCCCAGUUUUACAGUCUUUUUGCUUGUUUUUUGAGGGUUAAUGUCCAAUACAGCAGGUUUACUCCAAGCUAACUUGUUCAAACCCCUUCUGAGGUUAUAUUUCAGUACCUUCUGACACAAAUCAUGGACUCAGAGCACCUGAAACCAUUUUGCAUUACGUUGUUAGUACCUGCAAAACUAUGGAAGAAGCUGAACAGUGUAUAUUACUUUUGUAUUGUUUUUACAAAGGCCUUAUCCAGAUGAUGAAUACGGACGCUCCAUGGGUUACGAUGGUCCGUGUUCCGAUAUUUCGACUUUACGAUGGGUGAAUGUUUUUCACUUUCAGUACAUUAUUCAGUAAAUUACACGGGAUAUUCAACAAUUCAUUAUGAAAUGCAGCUUUGACUUAAUGAUUUUGCCCAACUGUAGGCUAAUGCAGCCCUUCCCAACCCAGUCCACGGGGAACCCCAGACAGUCCACGUUUUUGCUUCCUCUCAGCUCCCAGCGCACUUGUACCAGGUAUUCGGUGUUCCUGAUUGGCUGGGAGAUCGGAGGGAGCAAAAACGAGGACUGGGUUUGGAAACACUGGGCUAAUGUGAGUGUUCUAAGCAUGUAUUUAAGGAAGGCUAGGCUGUGAUGUUUGUUUGGUUAGGUGUACUGUAUUAAAAUGCAUUUUCACCUUACGAUAGGUUUAUCGUAACGUAACCCCAUCGUAACCUAGUUGUACAUUGCAUUAUAUUACUGCACUGUGCUGUCACAAAAGUUCAACAACUUCAGUUAAAUGGUACAGCUAUUUUGUGCCCAUAAUGAGUUGGUUGUAUGGUGUAAUUUUAAUUGGGUGUUUAAACGUUUAAUGUGCAAGGUAAACCCACCACAACAAAAUCUUAUUGUCCACUCUUGUAUACCACUGAAACAGGUGAAUGUAUUAAACAGAAUGGCCUUUUUAAAAGGAAAUUGCUUACAUUUUAAUGAUUUAUGUUACGAUCAUAUUCAGUUUCAUGAUCUAACAUGAGUAAAUACGUUAUGGAUGUGUUCGUGCGUUUCAAGAAAUUUGAAAGUUCUACUUGUGUAUCGUGUUUAAUGUCGGGUAAUGAUGUCAUUAUGAGGAAAUCGUACCAAUUGCAGUCUCUCUUCAGCUGUGUACCUUGUGGGCGUGUUUUUAUGCCUCUUGUUUUUUAAGGUGUGUUUCAUUUUAUUGCUGAUUAGGUCACUUAGUAAUAGGCUCAGUGAAGCUCCAUUCUGAAAUUUGUACUUGUGUUAUGUAAAACUCUGGGGGAAAAAAAUGCAAAUGAGCAUAUCAUUGGCUAAAUUAUUAAAACAUUUCACUGAGGUUGGUUCUCUUUCUGAACAGAACUGUAUUGGAAAUGCAUUAAAAUGUCAAUAUGUUGCAGUA
Brienomyrus brachyistius is the source of this 2609-nucleotide messenger RNA. It is a transcript of the gene tmem120aa, whose product is annotated as transmembrane protein 120Aa. The record is from RefSeq and is a predicted model, not a curated record. Gene Ontology annotation, biological process: fat cell differentiation. NCBI's taxonomy places the organism in Eukaryota, Metazoa, Chordata, Actinopteri, Osteoglossiformes, Mormyridae. Gene Ontology annotation, cellular component: membrane. Bases 67 to 1095 code for a protein of 342 amino acids. The transcript is spliced from 12 exons.